AUGGCGCGAAAGGAUUUCAGCUUGCCGAAAGACACCAAUCAGAUCGAGGAGGCGAUUCUCGCGAAGAUCCAACAGCGAGUGCACAGUCGAACGACUGAGGAGAACUUCCUGGCAAGGGAUCUUCGGCAUCACGAUCUCUCUGGCACUGGAUGGCUCGAACCGGCCACCUUCCUGCGCGCAUUCUUGCCCUACAGCGCCGGCGUCAGCGAGAAGGACCUGCGUGCCAUCUUCGACCGCUACGCCGAGGAGGGGCUUCUGCCGAUCCGGCCCUUUGCGGCCGAGUUCACCAGCGGCGUGCGCCGCGAGGCUGAAGGCGGAAACGGCCUGGGCAAGGAACUCGAGGAGGAGGGACCGGAGGCCUCGGAAGCACCGGAGGAGAUCCUGGAGAAGAUGAAGGACUCCCUCUAUGAGAGUCCCCGCGGCAUGACCUCCCUGGCUGCAGCCAUCCGAGAUGCAGAUCCGCAAAAUGCCCGAGUCAUCAGCUUCGAGGUCUUUCAGAAGGUCCUUGGCGACUUCUUCCAGGACUUGCAGGUGAGUGUUGGGGACCUCCGCGCCAUCUUUGACCUCUUUCGUCAGCCACACGUGAACCAGCUCCCCUACGAUGAGUUCUUUCUGGCUUUGAAGGAGGAGAUCAGCCAAGAAAGGAGGGCUGCCAUUCGCCAGGCCUUCCGGCGCCUGGAUGUGGCCUCGGAGGGGCUGGUGGAUCUGGGGGUCCUGCUGCGCUCCUUCAACGCGAACCGCCACCCUCAGGUGUCUGCUGGCACUCGCACAGCAGAGGAGGUUCUUGAAGAGUUCGCAGACACCUUGAAGGAUCAUAUCAGCUUCCGGCGCGGCCAGCGCUCCUACCCAACGAACUUAGUCGCCUGGGAGGAGUUCGAGGACUACUACAAGUCAAUUAGUGGCUGCUUCGCCUCGGACGAGGACUUCACUUCGGUUCUGGCAAAGGUCUGGGACCUGGACAAGGCCUUCGACGCCGCGGUGGAGACGCGCGCAGCGUUGGCUCGGCCCGCUGCGGGGGCUCCGCAAAAAGUCCGAACAGGCCUCCACCACUGGCAGACCAACACGCUGCCAAUGACUGUCACGCACCACAAAGUGGACAUGGUGACAAAGAUCGAGGAUGUGAUGCAGCGCACGCGGGCUCAAAUUACAAGGCGUGGCCUUCGGGCCGCUGUCGACGUGGUCCAGCACUUCUAUGCAGCGGACGACGACGUGGACGACCAGUUGGACACGUACGAGUUCCGACAAGCCUGCCGGAAGGCUGGGCUCAGCUUCCGCGAAGCCGAAGAGGCCUCCAUCUUCGAGGCAUGUGCCGAGACCAAGGGCAAGCUCCAGCUGCCCGUCUUCCUGAAGCUCCUCCAUGGGGAGCUGUCAAAGGGUCGCCGAGGUCUCGUGGAGCGAGCCUUCGCUGUCCUCGGAGGCGAUCCGGGAGAUCCUCGCUCCGUGGUGAGCCCCGCGACGCUGAAGGAGCGCUUCGUGGCGCAGGCGCACCCCUUGGUGGUCCGCGGCCAGCUGGAGCCUGGAUACGUCCUGGCGGAGUUCCUGGACACCUUCAGCCAGCUGGCUCACGUACUCGGGGGCUGUGAGAACGGCAUGGUCUCCUUUGCGGACUUCCUCGCCUACUACGAGGUGGUUUCCUCCACCGUUGAGAACGACUCGCUCUUCGACCUCGUCGUGCAGCGCAUCUGGGACCUGCCUAAGGUCGAUGCGGCCGCUCAGGGCUACGCGGCAGGCGGGGAAUCGCCGAGGCGCUCCCGCGUGAGCUUGGAGCAACCGGUUUCGCCCAUGGCGGAGCGGAGGCCUCCAGCACAUGCAGGGCCUUCGGCUUAUGCAGUGGAAAGCCCACGGGGUCCCAAGCAGGACCACAAGCGCUUCAGCCGCGGCCCACAGGCCUCGGCCAUCACCAAGUCCUCCAUCGUCUUCAACGAGCGGGGGAGCUCCCUCACCGAGGUGCUCGAAAGGCUGCGGCGCAGCAUCGCCCUGCGAGGCCUCCGAGGCUGGCUUGCUGUGGUUCAGCGGUUCCAGAACUUCGACUAUCGGAGGAAUGGGACCAUCAUGCGCCUGGACUGGCAGCGCUUGAACCGCGUGCUGGGCCUGGGCCUCUCGCCGGAGGAUCAGGAGCUCCUCUUCAAGGAGCUCUCGCAGAAGAAGAAAGGUGCAGCCAUGGAUUACCUCCAGUGUCUGCACUUGCUACGAGGGGACAGCCUCGAAAAGGACCGCGAGCAGGCCGUGGAGCAGCUCUACGAGGCCUUGGGCAGCGGUUCCCAGGUGACGGCGCAGACGCUGAAGAACAGGUUCGACGCAUCCAGCGCCCCGCAGUGCCUUCUGCGAAGGAAAGAUCCCAGGCAAGCGGAGCAGGAGUUCUUCGAUGCCGUGGACUUCUUUGCAGCAGGCUCGGCUUUCGAUUUCGGGAAGUUCCUGGACUUCUUCCGAAUGGUUUCCGCCGUCCACGAGGACGACGACGAGUUCCGGCUGAUGACCUCCAGCGCCUUUGGAGCCUAG
Molecule: messenger RNA, 2499 nt
Organism: Symbiodinium sp. CCMP2456
Lineage: Eukaryota; Dinophyceae; Suessiales; Symbiodiniaceae
Source: the annotation of a GenBank genome assembly